GAAACACAGCACUUCUUUUUUUGACAUUGACGUAAAGUAACAAAUCUGUCAAAAGGGGAAUUUUGUGUGUCCCAAUUUGUUUUCAUUUCGUUUUUUCGCUUUUAAUUCCAAAAAAACUAAUUAAAAUGGCCCGUUAUUUCAAGGAACAGGAUAUUGAUGAAUUCCGUGAAUGUUUCUACCUGUUUGCCCGGUCGGGGCAGAUCACAUCGCUGGACGAGCUGACAGUAGUCAUGAGGUCCUUGGGAAUGAGCCCUACUAUACAGGAGUUGGCUGGUUACCUGAAAGGUAAAGGAGGCAAGAUGUCGUUUGCUGAUUUUUUGGAGGUGAUGCACAUACAUUCCCGUGCUGAAAAUCUACCUAAUGAGGUGGUGAAUGCCUUCAAAGCCGGUGACACAGACAAGUCAGGUGUGAUACCAGCCAAGCAGCUGCGUAACCUGCUGCAGAACUGGGGCGAAGGCCUAUCUGCUAGAGAGGUGGACAAUAUAUUCAGGGAAGCCAAUGUGACUAACAGUGGAACUGUUCGUUAUGAAGACUUUGUGAAGAUCGCAUGCGCACCUGUCCCAGAUUAUUAUUAAUUUGUUAAAUAGGGUGACCGGUAAUUAGUGAACGAUAUUUAAACACGUGAUUGUACUCGUGAUUACAAACAACUUUCCCGAAGAAACUUUUUUUGUAUACUCGUUAGUUUUAUUUUUAUCGCAAUAACAAAACAACAAAAUUUCGCGCACGCGUGCUUUCGCAUGAUCAGCUGUUAGCAGCGAGGCGCCCGCGUUAUCGGAAGACUAGUAACUAGGUAGGUAUUUUGGAACUUUACGCGCGUGUGCUAAUGAAAUUUUGUUGUUUUGUUAUUGUAAUAAAAAUAAAACUAAUGAGUAUACAAAAAAUGUUUCUUUGGGAAAGUUGUUUGUAAUCAUGAGUACAAUACAUUAAUACAAACAUUCCAUAUUUUUUUAUAUUAACCAUUUAUAAAAUGUGUGUUGUAAGCCGUCCAGUUUUUUAUUUACAUAAUAUAUUUAUCAUUAUUGUAUUAUUUAUUAAGAGUGAUUUGAAAUAAAGAUAAUAUAUUUUUA
Spodoptera frugiperda (fall armyworm) is the source of this 1067-nucleotide messenger RNA. RefSeq names its product calmodulin-like protein 4. The record is from RefSeq and is a predicted model, not a curated record. Bases 126 to 575 code for a protein of 149 amino acids. Lineage: Eukaryota; Metazoa; Arthropoda; Insecta; Lepidoptera; Noctuidae. Gene Ontology annotation, molecular function: myosin heavy chain binding; calcium ion binding. Gene Ontology annotation, cellular component: myosin II complex; cytoplasm. The transcript is spliced from 6 exons.